Camelina sativa (false flax) is the source of this 606-nucleotide messenger RNA. The record is from RefSeq and is a predicted model, not a curated record. Lineage: Eukaryota; Viridiplantae; Streptophyta; Magnoliopsida; Brassicales; Brassicaceae.
AUGGCAACACGGAGAAACAGAGAUAUUUUCUUGGGUGGAUUUGCAAAUCUCUUUAUUGAACAAUGGCAAGUCGACCUACGGCUCAAGGCAGGGGACUCUAAAAAGGGUGAAGCUAUCUCUGUCCACAAACUUGUUAUGGCAGCAACAUCAGAGGUGUUUAAGAAGAUACUGGAAUCAGACAAGUUCAAGGCUUCGGAUGGUAAGAUCGAGACAAUAACUCUCUUUGAACUUAAACAAGAACCAUUGGAGGGUUUAGUUGAGUUCAUUUACGACAACAGCUCGGUGCUUUCUGAAAAAGAGAAGAAACAUGUUCAAUCACUUUAUAUAGCAGGCGACAAAUAUGAGAUUCUGCAUUUACGGGAACUAUGCAGAAACGAGCUUAUAGCAUCUCUUGACCCAUCGAAUGCUCUUAACGUCUUGGAGCUGUCCUUGAUUCCAUUUGACGAAGCAUUGAAUGACUCUGCUGCCAGCUUUAUCAUAAUGAAUUUGGAGACUAUAUGCGAAACUGCUGAGUUCAAGGCUUUCGUCCGCAGGAAUCCAGAUCUUUCUGUUGAAAUAAUGAAAGCUUCUUACACUCGGAUGUGGAAUGGUCGUUAUGUCAACUAG